AUGUCUGAUAAGAAGAUUUCUGACUGCUCCCUAAUCCGGUUCUACUUCUGUACCCCACAGGUGAGCCAUAUCCGCCAGCUGGAAAGCGAAAAGGCGUCGCUAGGCAACGAGUUCGAGCAAAUCAACAACGACCUGGCCACACAACAGUCUCUGCUGGCCAGCUGCUGCCAGCCCAAGCACGUGGAGACAGGCAUCGUCCACUGCGGAGACUCCACACACUGGAAGAACGACGAACAAGGCGACUGGUCCAACCUCGUUUCUCACACGUUCCAGCGCGCUUACGACCAGUCCCCCACCAUGAAGCUGGGGGUAGUGGCGCUAGACCACGACAAGAACGCCAACACCCGGUUCUACGUGGAGGUUCUGAAGGUGGACGAGAAGGGCUUCACGGUCAAGUGUUCCACCUGGGCCGACUCCAGGCUGUUUGAUAUCUCCGUCAGCUGGAUUAGUCUGUCGCAGUAACUAGGUCAUACAGGCCAGGUCACAUUUAUCACGACCUGUUCCAUUUGCCACAAUAAAUAGGUCACAGAUG
Aplysia californica (California sea hare) is the source of this 532-nucleotide messenger RNA. RefSeq lists its product as uncharacterized. The record is from RefSeq and is a predicted model, not a curated record. The coding region runs from base 1 to 462 and encodes 153 amino acids. Lineage: Eukaryota; Metazoa; Mollusca; Gastropoda; Aplysiida; Aplysiidae. Gene Ontology annotation, molecular function: polysaccharide binding; N-acetylgalactosamine binding; oligosaccharide binding. Gene Ontology annotation, biological process: cell-cell adhesion. Gene Ontology annotation, cellular component: protein complex involved in cell adhesion; phagocytic vesicle; cell surface. The transcript has 2 exons.